This is a messenger RNA of Drepanopeziza brunnea f. sp. 'multigermtubi' MB_m1, 2064 nucleotides long. RefSeq lists its product as uncharacterized. Gene Ontology annotation, biological process: transcription initiation at RNA polymerase I promoter. Gene Ontology annotation, cellular component: nucleus. Lineage: Eukaryota; Fungi; Ascomycota; Leotiomycetes; Helotiales; Drepanopezizaceae. The record is from RefSeq and is a predicted model, not a curated record. Gene Ontology annotation, molecular function: RNA polymerase I general transcription initiation factor activity; RNA polymerase I core binding.
AUGGUGCCCCUCGCCCCAGGCGCCAGGCUUCCAGUCUCUGCGCCCGCAGCGAAACCAAGCAAACCUCUCCUCCGUCGAGCCGCACUCAGUGGCACCGUUCGCACAUCCGAGGAUGCCGGCCUGGAUCUCGACUUGAUCCCUAAUCCUGCGAGUCCGAACAAGAGGGCUCGAGUCAGCUUCAACCCGACAGUCGAGGAAAAGAUAAUGGAGGUCUACCAGGCCAAAGGCCGGAGCAUGGACUCCGUGCGAGGGGAGGUCAAGCGAUCGAUCGAAGCGCAUAUCAGAGACAAGGGAGAUAGCGAGGGCUACGACAGAAUUAGGGAGAUGUUCGCGGGGAAGAAAGGCGAUAAGGGGGGGGAUGGGGGGGAGGAGGAGGAGGAGGAGGAGGAGGGGUUCAAUGUGGAUAUCAAGACGUAUCUGGGGGCGCUCACAGCCCACACCUCGCUGCUGAACAGCAGUUGUCGCAGUCUUGUCUCGGCUGUGCUUGCAUGCGAGUGGAUGGGGAGAGACCAGGCGUUUGUGAAGGCGUACGUUGACUUCUUGGUCAGUCUGGUCAGUGCGAAGGGCCUUUACGUCGGCAUGGUGCUGGGGAUGCUGGUGGGGCACUUUCACGGAAUACGGUUAGCAAGUGGACGACUUGCAGGCUACCCCGAGGUCAACCGAGAAAAGCUUACCGGUCGGAUUCAUUUCGCUCUGGAAACUCUCCUUCAAAAGAUCCCCUCCGCUAGUGGGACGUUGUCCGAUAUUCUCGAAAAGAAGUUUCCCCUCCUCGAUGAUACGAAAAAGGCUCAUGUUACCUACAUCGGCAAUCUUGUCCGCCUUAUCAAGUAUGCCCCGGAGCUCAAGUCUGAAGUGUUCGAGCAGAUUACGAGAAGGGUCGUUACAAUUGAUGUGCAGAUGCAGGUGGAUCUCGACGACGUCGAUGACGAGGUAGCAGCAGCGAUUGUCCAAGCCAUCUCAUUGAAUCCGAAUCGAAGCGGUGGAGACGGGGAAGACUCGGACAGCGACGUCGAUUCGGUCAUCAGCGACGAUGACGACCACGUCGACACAAAGCGAAUUAGAGAGAUGAAAGUUAAUGUCGAGAAGAUGGACGCCAUACUCGACUUGCUCUUUACCCUCUACAGCCCAUAUUUCGCCGAUCCAAACAGCGUUGAGGCAGCCUCGAUGUACGAAACUCUGCUCCGGCAUUUCUCGGACACCAUACUUCCCAUGUAUCGAUCCCGGCACACGCAAUUCCUCCUGUUCCAUUUCGCGCAAACAGCGGAGCAUCUGGUCGAUUCGUUUGCUGGUACCCUCAUACAGCUUGCUUUUCAGCCUAGCCGGGCAGCUGUUCAGAGACAAUCAUCGGCUGCCUAUUUAGCUAGCUUUGUAGCCAGAGGGGCUCACGUACAGGCUAGCGUGGUCCGGACCGUCUUCGAUAUCAUUGGCGAUAACCUAGAUACUAUCCGCUCUCACAACGAGCUCACAUGCCGAGGCCCGGAUUUGCAGCGGUACGGCACGUUCUACGCCAUGACACAGGCGCUCUUAUACAUAUUCUGCUUCAGGUGGCGUGACCUGAUCACAUCCUCAGAGAUCUCGGAAGAAGAGGAUCCCGUUGGUUUCGUCAGCCAGGACCUGAACUGGACUGCUGGGGUCAAGGAGACCCUCACUCGAGCCAUUUAUUCGAAGCUCAACCCUCUCAAGGUCUGCUCGCCUCCAAUCGUGGCCGAGUUUGCCAAGAUUGCCCGCCACCUGCGAUUCAUGUACGUGUAUCCGCUCCUCGAGACCAACAAGCGCAUCCGCCUCGGCCAGUACUAUUCAGGCCAUGCCACCGGUGCAUUGAGAGACACGGGGAACGGAGGAAACAAUGAUAGCUGGCACCAACUGGACGCCUACUUUCCAUUUGACCCCUACCAGCUCCCGAUCAGCAAGCGGUGGAUAGAAGGCGACUAUGUGCAAUGGAAGAGCAUCCCCGGUCUGGACGAAGACGAGGAAGACUCCGACGACGAGUCCGGAGACGAAGACGACGACGACGAAGUCGAUGUAGAGGAGGACACGGCUACUGAUGAGGAUGACGAAGAGUGA